Messenger RNA from Ipomoea nil (Japanese morning glory), 727 nucleotides. RefSeq names its product early nodulin-93-like. NCBI's taxonomy places the organism in Eukaryota, Viridiplantae, Streptophyta, Magnoliopsida, Solanales, Convolvulaceae. The record is from RefSeq and is a predicted model, not a curated record. The transcript is spliced from 3 exons. The coding region runs from base 248 to 538 and encodes 96 amino acids.
ACCACCGUCCCAUCCACGUGCUCCCACAACUUCUUCAUUCCUCAAUUCCCAAAAUCUCAUCUAUCUCCGAUCCGAUAGAUAAUCCCAUUCCUUAGCUUCUGUCUAUAUAUACACACAUGACACACCCCACUUAUUAUCUCCUCCCAAUCCUCAACAAAACAAGCUUCAUUCGAUCUGCAUAUUUUUCUUCAAUAAAAUAAUCAAAUAUUACUGCAAAUUAAACACUACUUCAAGCUAAUCCAUUACAAUGGCUUCCAAAAAUGUUAGCUUGGACCAAAAGUUGGCCAUGGCGAAGCGCUACUCUCAUGAGGGCGUUGUUGCAGGAGCUAAAGCAGCCGCAGUUACAACCGUAGCAACUGCCAUUCCCAUGUUGGCUAGCGUGAGGAUGGUACCAUGGGCGAAGGCAAAUCUGAACCCGACAGCACAAGCUCUGAUAGUCUCAACGGCGGCGGGGAUGGCGUACUUCAUCGUCGCCGACAAGACUGUUCUCGCUACGGCACGACGGAACUCUUUCAAUCGCCCCGCCGACCACCGUUAAUUGCUUAUUAAAUAGCUAGCACCGUUAUGUAUCUUGUCCGGCCACUUCCCGCCGGUAGCCCGAUCGCUACAUAUGUAUCAGUAAACUGCUAAUACGCCCACCGGCCCACCCUAUCUAUCCAUCCUUCUCAAUAUAAAUAAUUACUUUAUUGUAUAUAUAUGUCCAAACUCGUUAAUAUAAUCACAUUAU